Molecule: messenger RNA, 1992 nt
Organism: Papaver somniferum (opium poppy)
Lineage: Eukaryota; Viridiplantae; Streptophyta; Magnoliopsida; Ranunculales; Papaveraceae
Product: O-acyltransferase WSD1-like
Exons: 7
Coding region: 59-1642 (527 amino acids)
Biological process (GO): triglyceride biosynthetic process
Cellular component (GO): plasma membrane
Molecular function (GO): long-chain-alcohol O-fatty-acyltransferase activity; diacylglycerol O-acyltransferase activity
Source: RefSeq, a predicted model, not a curated record
AGCUCUUAUUCCAAAAAAAAGUUAUUGGGAAAACAUCAUUAUGCAGUAGUAAAUCAUCAUGAAUUUUUUGGAAGGAUUGAGUUUGAGAGACAUCAAGCCUUUGAAAGCUAUUGUAACAAAAAGUAGCAGUAGUAUUUUAAAGAAAGGAAGUGAUGAUAAUGGUGGAACAAGGGAAGAAGAAAAAGAAGAAGAAGAAGAAGAGGAGUUAUUAGAUCCAUCAGCUCGUUUAUUUCAUGAACCAAAGUUUAACUUAUACAUAAUUGCAAUGCUGGGCUGUAAAACUAAGAUUAAUCCGAACAUCAUUAAAGAUGGUUUACUUACCACUGUACUUAAACAUCCACGCUUCUGCAGUUUGCAGGUAGAGGUUGGAGGAAAAGGAGGGGAGAUGAAAUGGGUACCAACAGAGGUGAAUAUAGAAAACCAUGUUAUAGUACCAGAAAUUAAUCCUGCUAUGAUGGAUGAUAUAUCACCGGAUAGAUUCAUUGAAGAUUACAUAUCAGAACUAAGCAAAACCACAAUUGAUAUGUCAAAACCACUCUGGGAAAUUCAUAUUCUCAAUGUCAAAACGACUGAAGCCGAAGCUAUAGGAGUAUUUAAAGUCCACCAUUCCAUUGGUGACGGUACUUCACUUGUAUCUCUUCUCCUUGCUUGUACUCGGCAAACCGCUGAUCCAAAUGCAUUACCAACAGUUCCUAUAACUAAAAAAAGACCUGUCCGCAGCUCAAAGAAUUCGGAAGGGGUUUGGUGGAUGUUCGCGGAACUUUGGGGUUUUUUGGCAAUGGUUAGGAAUAGUUUGGUGGAUAUUUUUAUGUUUUUUGCAACUUUCAUUUUCUUAAAAGAUACUGAGACACCUCUCAAAGGUGCCCCUGGAGUUGAAUAUGGGUCAAAAAGGUUUGUACACCGGACUCUUAGCCUUGAUGAUAUCAAAUUGGUGAAGAAUGUAAUGAAUAUGACUAUCAAUGAUGUUCUUUUAGGUGUUACAACUGCUGGUCUCUCAAAUUAUCUGAAUAGGAGAUACGGUCUGGUUAAGAAAAAUGAUCAAGGAGCAACAGAGAAGAGAAAUAAUCUUCCAAAAGAUAUACGCCUCAGGUCUACUCUUCUCGUAAACAUGAGACCUUCAAGUGGAAUUCAGGUACUAUCGGACAUGAUGGAAGAGAAAGCAGAAGCCAGAUGGGGUAAUUGGAUUGGAUAUAUUUUAAAUCCUUUCACUAUUUCCUUAAGAGAUGAUCCAUUAGAUUACGUUCGAGAAGCAAAAACUGCCAUUGAUCGUAAAAAGAAUUCCGGUGAAGCUCUUUACACAUAUCUUAUCGGUGAACUAGUGCCCAAGUUGUUUGGCUAUAAGGCAUCAGCUGCUUUAUCUCACAGAGUUCUCUCUAACACAACCAUGUCGUGCUCGAACCUUAUUGGACCUUUGGAAGAAAUUGGGUUUUAUGGACAUCCUAUGGCUUACCUCGCUCCAACUUUUUAUGGGCAUCCACAGGCUCUCACCAUUAAUUACCAAAGUUAUGUAAAUAAGAUGAUCAUAAUUCUCGCAGUUGACGAAAGAACAAUUCCUGAUCCUCAUAAACUUUGUGAUGAUUUAGAAGAAUCUCUAAAACUCAUUAAGGAUGCUAUUUUGGCUAAACAUGAACACGCACACUGAAAAGAUCCAUACCAAAAAAAAAAAUAAUGCAUAUGUAUUUCAGAUCUUUUUAUAUGUGUAUAUUGGGUUUGUUUUAUGCCCAAAUAACACAGCUUCAAGUGGAAUCUAUGUUAGCAUGAUUUCGUUGAAGAGCUGUAAAAGUUUUAUGAUGAAUUUUUAAUAUGCGAAGAACAAUUCACAAUGAGCUGCAUAGACUCAUCCAACUGGAUAUGAAGCAACAAAUCGCAAAGAGUAUCGCAGACCCUGUGGAUAAGAAAUGUUUUAAAGCUAAAUGGAAUAGGAUAAAUUCAAAUGUUCUUAUAAGGAAUGUUGGAAGGUGUUUUUGCCUGUACCUUGACUAGCCAGUUGUA